Messenger RNA from Anarrhichthys ocellatus (wolf-eel), 2100 nucleotides. RefSeq names its product nuclear FMR1 interacting protein 1 (gene nufip1). The transcript has 10 exons. Gene Ontology annotation, molecular function: RNA binding. Lineage: Eukaryota; Metazoa; Chordata; Actinopteri; Perciformes; Anarhichadidae. The record is from RefSeq and is a predicted model, not a curated record. Bases 261 to 1913 code for a protein of 550 amino acids. Gene Ontology annotation, cellular component: nucleus. Gene Ontology annotation, biological process: box C/D snoRNP assembly.
AAAACCUAAAACGCAAAUACCGUUGCAGUGGAGCAUGAUGUACAACUUCAACACAACUAUAAGCUACUGGUAGACGUUCAUAUUUAGUUAUUUAGUUAUUGUGUUCAUAUGUUUUAUGUACUUCCUGUUCUCGCGGAAGUGACGAACAUAUGUGCAAACUGGAGCAAAACAUGCACAUGUGAGAGCUGCGUGGUGAGAAACCCACGUUUACUUCGACUAUACUUCACUGUCGAUACGAAGAAAGAACUCGGGCGUGAAGUAUGGAUGAACAGGGACACUAUCCUCCGCCGGACUUCGGCUGUCCCCCGCCGACCUCCAUCCAAACCUACCAGCAGCAGCAGCCGCCGCACUCGAGCGGCUUCCAGCCCAGCAUGUGGAGCUGGAGCGAGACGUCCUCCGAGCCCGUGUGGGACUACAGCGGCCAGGCGGGAUGGCAUCACGGGGCAGCGGCAGAGUUCGGUUUCCCCUCGGGUCGUGGGAACUAUGGACAGAAACGUCCACACGAUCAAAACUAUGGUCGCGAAUGGCAUCGAGGUGGAAGACAGAGUCACGGAGCCCCCCACAACCAUGGGAAAAAGCAGAAAAACAAGAAAGAACCAGAGUAUUCCCAUUUUUGCGACACCUGUGACCGCGGCUUCAAAAACCAGGAGAAGUACGAUGAGCACGUUUCUCAACAUGUCAAGUGUUCUGUGCCGGACUGCACCUUCAUGGCUCAUGAAAAACUAGUCGGCAUCCACUGGAAAAACAACCAUGCACCAGGCGCUAAAAGGAUCAAGCUGGACACACCGGACGAGAUUAUAAAAUGGAGAGCGGAGAGGCGCAAAAACUUUCCGACACUUGAGAAUAUGGACAAGAAGAAGAAAGUGAUGGAGGUGCGGGAGGAGACGGGAGCUGUUCUGGAGACGGCUCAGUUUGGGCGGAUGAGAGGCAGAGGGCGGGGUCGAGGCCGUGGCUGGGGCAACAGAGGGUUCCGUGGGCGUCAUCCUCGAGGCCCUCACCCGUCGGACAGCAGUGAGACAGGGAGACCUCCGUCCCUCACCCAGCCCCGCAGGGACGGGGAUCCACUGGGAGCGCUGGCCAGCAGUGACCAUGAUUCGGACCGAGAGGACCCAGCCCCUGAGUCCAGGAUCGGUGGCCUGGUUGUGGCUCCGAAACAGAUGAGCUCGGCUCUGGGCUCCCUGGUGGCCAACUACGGCUCCAUGAGUGAAAGUGAACCAGAAGACAUCCCUAUUCAGAGAGCCAAAGACACAAUAUCACAAAAGUGUCCGGACAGAGGGCCCUCGAGAGGGCCGGAGACCUCUUCACAGGUUACGGAGGCCCUUCACACUCCUAACGGCGGAAGAGGAAGGGGACGAAGGGGACGAGGACGAGGAGGCAGGGGAGGAAGGGGCGGUAGAGGAGGACACCAAGAUACACCGCAGAAGCGUCGUCCCACUCUACUCGAGAUGUUGCUGGCCCAAGACAUCCGCCACGAGAGGAAUGUCCUCCUCCAGUGCGUGCGCUAUGUCGUCCGAAACAACUUCUUUGGCCUGGAGAGCAGACCUCAGGACCAGAGGGGCGUGAAGGAUGAAGUCACACCAGCGAUCUCAAGCGGAGAGCACGCAGGGAGGCAGGAAAAGCCACCAGAUAAAGCCAAUGCUCAGUUUACAGAGACAAGUUCAGCAGAAGUUAAUUAUCAGGAGGAGUUGGAAACAAGUAAAGCUGUUGUGGUUGACCAGUGUCUGCAUACAUGCUCAGAACCAUCUAAAGAUCCUCCUGUGGAGCCGGUUACAGGACAUUUCCUCCGAAAUGCUGAAGAGACUACAGUGAAAGACUGCCACAGCCUCUACUCAACGGGCACAGAUGAAAUCAGAUCCACCUCUGAUACUUACGAUGAUGAAAUAUGGGAGAGCCCUGGUGCUGUCAUGUCUUAGCAAAUUACUGAAAUUGAUUUAUCUAAUUUUGUUCUGAGGCAUGAGUGAGACAUUUGUCUUUGAAAUUGUUAUUUUUCAAGCACCAUUAUGUUUGAUGUGAUGUUAGUUCGACUAACAAUAUCCAGGUAUAUUUUUGUAACAUGUUUUGUACUGAAGAAAUACAUUUUUUUUUCUUUUGAAAUAAAUC